Laetiporus sulphureus 93-53 is the source of this 1487-nucleotide messenger RNA. RefSeq lists its product as uncharacterized. The transcript is spliced from 21 exons. The coding region runs from base 247 to 1305 and encodes 352 amino acids. The record is from RefSeq and is a predicted model, not a curated record. Lineage: Eukaryota; Fungi; Basidiomycota; Agaricomycetes; Polyporales; Laetiporaceae.
UCGGUUACUUCGGAGCUCGCCAUAGAAAUGAUGGCCGUCCUGCCCGGGAACAGCUGUUCCUCCCAUUCCGACAGGAUGGAUUGAUCACACGGAAGCACCUAGAGUGUUUCACCCUCAUGAUGAAUGCGGAAGAACAAUGACAAGCGCGAACUCCCCAUUGUAGGCGCCUCUAAAAGGGAAUAUGAGCGAUCUCGACAAAGACCACAUAUACUCCGGCAUCCCUCGUAAUCUGUUCCCAGCCCCAUCAUGACCGGUCCAAACCUUCACCUCAACGACUCGAUUGGCAGCUUGUUCAUCGGUGUCAUUUUCGCCGUCAUACUCUAUGGCCUGGGAUGUGCGCAAACGAUGUACUAUGCGAGUUGGUAUGGCAAGGAUCAUAUGUGGAUAAAAUCGCUGGUAUGGUUCGCGUUCCUCAGGCUACUAGACACUGUUAGGACAAUAUUGGACAUAGUGGUUGCAUGGGGUUAUACAGUCCAAAGUCAUGGUAAUCCUGCUGGCCUCACGACGCUCGUUAUCUCCUUCUAUGCCGAAUUCUUCCUGAAUUCGGUCACGGUGUUGAUAGUUCAGCUAUACUUCAUCUACAGCAUUUGGAUGUUGCUCAAAGAAGGCGAAAAGCGGUUCCGCGCACCUCUCACCGUUGCCGCGAUAUUGCUGGCGUUGUUGUCGUUCAGUGGUGGCUGCGGAAUAAUCUACCGAGCUAAUCUGGACCAUGCCAUCACCGCGGUCAUUAGGAAUGUCAAGAUUCCAGCUUCUAUUGCUUCAGUCAUUGCGGUGGUUACGGAUGUCUAUAUCACAGUGUCUCUAUGUAUGGUUUUGUCCUCCAAAAGAACCGGGCUCAAGCGCACGGAAUAUUUCAUUUCGACACUCAUUGGAUACGCCGUUCGCAGAGGAUUCUUUACAGCUCUCGUACAGGCUCUGCAUUUCUUGACAUACAUCACAACACUGAAACAAGACUCGCUGUACUGGAUGAUCUUUCAUUUCCCAGCUAGCAAGAUAUAUGUCAAUGCGAUGCUGGCUGUCUUGAACGUUCGGAAGACGAUCAGGGAGAAUGCAGAAGCAAAUGUGUAUGAAUACGGUACUGACAUGCAGAUGCAUGUCGUGUCUACGAGUGCGGGGUCAACAAAAUUAACAGGCUCCUCUGAACGAUCAAAGGCUUUGGCAUCACAGUCGACCCCUCAGGCACGCAUCAUGUUGACUAGAGAAGUGAUCCAAGAUGAUGGUAGGGUCGUUGAUAUUUCAGCUGGCGCUCUGCGGGAUGAGGAAAGCCUCAUCCCGGAUGCGAAGCUUUAUGCUUUAAGCCACUGAUCGCUCGCCCUGUCUGUCGGCCGCCUUCCCAACGCCCUGGAUGUGGUUGUUAGGUCUUGACUUGUUCCGGCGCUAUGUCAUCUGGGACGAGGCUGUUCAUCUUAGUGCAUUUUGCACUUUGUCAGCUAUAAUUAUAGCUACUGUAUGCCAGCUAGUUUCACAGCUAGCAGGAAGGAACACCU